AUGGCAUCUAUACAUAAGAAUGAAAAAAACAUAAAAAAGAGUCAGAGUAAACCUAGUAUCUCUACAGAGGAGAAAGGAAAUUAUCCAGUAAAAGAUGGAAUUGUAAUCCAUGAUGCCGAUCAGAGAAAAAAAAUACAUUCAAUGCUUAUGGAUCUAGGCAAUAUUAUGUCUACAAGCGAUUGGACAAAACUAGAUGAAUAUUUAGAACCCAAAGCAGUUUUAAAUAGAAUUAAUGAAGAGAUCAUUGGAAGAAUUUCAAUUCAAGAAUUUCUAAGUAAAAAGAAUAAAGGAAUAUUAAAAUAUUUCUUCAAUAGAUUCUAUUAUGACAGUGAAAAGAUGCUGGUUUGUUCAGAGUGGAUCACAAGAAGAAAGAAAGAGAAGGAUCAGUACUAUCAUGAGAAAAUGGUUGUAUGGUUUAUGAAGCUAUCGAAAGAGAAUACAAUUAAAACUUGGUAUAUCUGGAGAGAUCCAUUCUAUUCAAGAUUUAUAGAGUAUUAUGAACCAAUAUCAGAAAAGUGUUGGAUGAGAAAUAGGAAACCACCAAAGAAACACACUGCCAGUGAAAUGUGUGAUUUCGUACGAAAGAAGUUCUCUUACUUGGAGAAUGCCGAUAUUGGCGGUUGGAGUGGUACUCUUCAUAAGGACGUUGAGAUAAGACCACCUUGGAGAGUUCACGUUGGAAAGGAUGAUUGUGUCCUUGGUCUAAAGAAAUUCCUUAAUGAUUUCGAGGAUAUCGGUGCAAGUAUUCUAGAGAUACUAUAUGAUUAUACACAACCAAAUGUUGCAAUUUACAUUCAAUUAUUUGGUGCAACUAAAAGAGAUAACAAAGAAAGAUGUGAAGAUAUCGAUCUUUCAAUGAUUAUGUUGGAGGAUGAACAAAUCAAAUACUGGCGUUGUUACUUCUAUGAAAAGGAUAUUCCAGAGAAUCAUUUUUCAUUCAUCAUUUUCAUUAAGGAUUCUUAA
Heterostelium album PN500 is the source of this 963-nucleotide messenger RNA. RefSeq lists its product as uncharacterized. NCBI's taxonomy places the organism in Eukaryota, Evosea, Eumycetozoa, Acytosteliales, Acytosteliaceae. The record is from RefSeq and is a predicted model, not a curated record. The transcript is spliced from 6 exons. Bases 1 to 963 code for a protein of 320 amino acids.